CACGUACUUAUCCUAGCUUUAGAAGAUCUGAUUACUGUCUCCCAAUAUAUAUAUAUAUAUAUAUAACCACCAUGCUAACGAACUUGGCUGCUCCAAGACCAUUCAUGGAGAUUAUAACAGUACCACAUUAUUCAACCUCAGCUUCGAUUAAUAAAACAACAAUCAUUACGGCCUCAUGCGGAGGAAAUUAUCCAAACUCUGUUCCAUCCAAUACUACUUUACACUUUAAUGUUGCAGCUGGGCUGACCAAGAACCAAGCUAUUGGAAAAAAUUUCAAUUUGAAACCAACAAGCUGGCAGGCUGCUGAGAAGAUUGUUGUUGAGGACAUAUUUGGAGGAAGGUUGCUUCAGGGCGGGCUUGUUUUUCAGCAGAACUUCUUGAUUAGAGUAUCUGAGCUUGGACCUGAUUGCAAAGCAUCCAUAGAAGCCUUGAUUAAUAUUUUGCAGGAAUCAGCAAUGAACCACUUCAAAAGUGCCGGUCUUAUGGCUAAGGAGGUCGGUGCAUCAACACCUGAGAUGAGCAGAAGAAAUCUGAUUUGGGUUGUCUAUAGGAUGAAGAUUGUGGUGGAAAGCUAUCCUUCAUGGGCUGAUAUGAUUCAAGUAGAAACAUGGACCUGUGCAUCAGGAAGGAAUGGCAUGCGCCGUGACUGGAUUGUCCGCGAUUACAAAACUGGGAAAACUCUGCUUCGAGCAUUCUGUGUAUACCUAAUGAUGAAUAAGAGGACAAGAAAAUUGUCAAAGUUCAUAGAGGAAGUAAGGGAGGAAACAAAGAGCAUAUUUAUGGAAAUUACUGAUCCAACCAUCGACGAUAAUGAGGAUGACAGAAAACUAAGGGAAUUGGAUUUUGACACAGCAGAUCAUGUCCAAUCAGGUUUGUUGCCUAAAAGGAGCGAUAUGGAUUUCAAUCAACAUGUGAACCAUGUAAAAUACAUUGACUGGAUUCUUGAGAGUGUUCCUCAUUGGAUAUUAGAGAGCCGGAAAAUGACAAGUAUAACCUUGGAGUUCAUGAAGGAGUGUGGGAUGGACAGUGUGCUGGAAUCUUUAUGUGCUUUUUCCUGCAGAGCAGGGUGUACAAAAAGCGAAGGGAUUGAGUUGGAGCAUACCAUUCGCCUUCAAAACCAAUCCCAUAUAAUAUUGAGAGGAAGGACCACGUGGAUGCCUAAUCAUCCAAAAUAAACAUGUUAAACAAUCACCCGAAAGUACCAUCUUAUAAGUGUCUGAUUCUUAUAAAUCAAAGCCUUGCUUUUUGGUCAAACAAAAAAUCAGGCAACUAAAACAUAAAUCAAUUUAUUAAUGUUUUAAACAUAACGAUUUGGAAUAUUGGUUUCUCUCUUUGACUUUAUACAUGUAUAAGAAGGAUAAUUGCAAUGCUAGAAGUUGGGUUUUGGAGUGAAAUAUUUGUACCCUAAUACAUUUUAUUGUAAGAUAUUACCAAGGACAA
Messenger RNA from Ziziphus jujuba (common jujube), 1440 nucleotides. RefSeq names its product palmitoyl-acyl carrier protein thioesterase, chloroplastic. Bases 72 to 1175 code for a protein of 367 amino acids. The transcript is spliced from 7 exons. Gene Ontology annotation, biological process: fatty acid biosynthetic process. Gene Ontology annotation, molecular function: acyl carrier activity; fatty acyl-[ACP] hydrolase activity. The record is from RefSeq and is a predicted model, not a curated record. Lineage: Eukaryota; Viridiplantae; Streptophyta; Magnoliopsida; Rosales; Rhamnaceae.